AUGAGCAGUGCUUGGUAUAUAAAUGAACCUAUUCCACCGAAAGAUGAAAGGUUAGUGUACGCUCAUGGCACAGUUAUGGUUCUUGCUUGGAUACUCUUGGCCUCUACAGGUAUAUUAUUUGCACGUUAUGGACGUCUACUACGAAUUGGUACAAGACGAAAACUACUUGGCAGUAUGAUUUGGUUUCAAAUUCAUCGAUUAAUUCUUUGUCUAGUUACGAUCACAACAUUGCUUGGUUUCUUUCUCAUUCUAGUAAACGAAAAUGGCAAAUGGGUGAGUGCUGACAAAGAUGGACGUCGUAUUUUCGCUCAUUCCGUGCUCGGUGCUAUUAUUGUAUGUUGUACUUUAUUACAAGCCUGGAUUGCAUUGUUUCGUUGCCGUCCAGAUAGUCCAUAUCGUUCGAUUUUUAAUUGGCUCCAUCGAAGCAUGGGAUAUUUGCCGUUUUUUCUUUCUAUACCGACUAUUUUUCUCAUCGUAGUUGAACCAAAAGCACUACCUAUGGAACGGGGUGGUUUUAUUGCUAUUCUUUCGAUUUGGUCUGCCUGGAUUGUUCUUGUUGUUAUUCUUUUUGAAGCUGUGGAAUAUCGUGCUCGGGUCGAACUUGAAGAUGGUGGUGGUACUCGGUUUUGUAAUUGGGAGCCGAUCAAUAUGGACUUUGAAGAUGUUCAUCAUCGCUUACUUAAUAUUUUUAGUUUAGGCGAAAGUAAAAGCAAAACAUUAUUAUAUGAUUUCCAACGUCAACCAUUAGAUACUACUCAAUAUAAAACAUUUUUGGAAUAUUUUAAUAAGAAUGGUCUAAAUUGUAAUAGUACAGUUAUAUAUAUUUGCAUUGAUCAAGGUACUGAUGAUGAUAAUUCAACGACAUUAACAAGAAUCAAAACACCAUCAAAGUCAGAUUCAUUAAAUCCACAACAAAAUAGAAUAUCUAUACAAUCAGAAGCUACAUCUACAAUAACACCAGUUAAAAAUAAAUAUGUUGAUAAAUAUGAAGAGUCGGAUCAAGAACAAACUUUUCGAUCUUCAUCUGUAUAUACAUUUGAAAAUUCAAUUAAUGAUUUAGUGAAUAAUAUUCACAGCCUUAUUAGUCAAAUUGGUUUUGAUGAAACUUUGAUUCAACUAUUUGAAUCUAUAUGUAUAGUUCGUGGAUAUAUUCAUUCAGUCAUUAAUCCAUUACAACAACAAAUGAAACACUUGAAUGAAAAUUUCAAAUUAAUUAAUAAAUCUGAAAUGAUAUUAUAUUCAAACUGUUUAAAUAAUGUUUCUAAUAUAUGUCAAUCAAUAGAAACAUUAAUUAAAUCGAAUAAGAAAAAAUUUGAUCAUAUUGAACAAUUUUCAAUGAUUGUAAAUUCAUUUUUCAAACUUCAUGAAAAUUUAACGAUUCUAUACAAUCAAUGGUUUGAGUGUGUCGAAAAAAGUAAUAACAGAUCUAAUACACCUUCAACUUCAUUCAUUCAUCCAGUUGAAUCAAUACCAUCACCAUCUUCUCAUUCAAAUAUACAAGUGUCAACUAAAGAUCAUUAUGAAAUAAAUGAAGAAAAUUCUAAUAAACGAUCACAAACAUCAUUGCCACCAUCUCGUCAAACAUCGUCAUCAUUAGCUCGAGAACCAUCCGAUGAUGAAACUGAUGAAAAAUUUCGUUUAUUUCGACAAUUAUUUAGUCGUUUAAGUAAUUUAUUUCAUUUACUCACUAGUCAAGCUUUACUAUCAUAUAGUGAAAUGGUUGACUUAACAGUCCACGAACUAAAAUCUUUACGAUCAAAUUUAGAACUAUGCAAUUAUAAUUCAAUACUUGAUGCAAAAAAACAGAUUUUAUCAAUACGAGAGAAAUAUUAUAAAGAAUUUAGUGAAUAUUUUUCGGAAGACUCUAAAUAUAAAACUAGUACACAAGUUACAAGAGCAUAUGAUUUUAUAAUGAAAGCAAUUCAGCGUUUAUUAGGAUCACUUAAUGAUUAUCAAUCACAAUUAGAGAAUAAUAAUGAAAAAGAAGAAUCACAUCGACCGUCAACUUUUUCAUCGAAAGACAGCCAAAAACAAUAUCAACAUAAUAAUUCAAUGCAAUACUUUAAAAGAAAAUCAGCAAAUUUUCAUAUUCAUAACAAUAAUAAAAGACUAACUGCAUCAUAUUCAUCGAUUGAAUAUCGAACUUACGUAAAAAACGAUCGACGAAGAAAUGAAAGAAAACAAUAUAGCUUUCAAUAA
This is a messenger RNA of Rotaria sp. Silwood1, 2199 nucleotides long. Lineage: Eukaryota; Metazoa; Rotifera; Eurotatoria; Philodinida; Philodinidae. The record is from the annotation of a GenBank genome assembly.